UGCGCAGACGACCCGGGUGACGACGCGCAGAAGGUGGCGACGCCUGCAGGUCGCGGCGUCUGAAGGUGGUGUCGCAAUUUCUGAAGGAACUAGGCAACUAUCAGGGGGCAACAGGUGUCACAACGUCUGAAGGAGGUGUCAAGACGCCUGAAGGAGGUGUCACGACGCUUGAGGGAGGUGUCAAGACGCCUGAAGGAGGUGUCAAGACGCCUGAAGGAGGUGUCAAGACGCCUGAAGGAGGUGUCAAGACGCCUGAAGGAGGUGUCACGACGCCUGAAGGAGGUGUCACGACGCCUGAAGAAGGUGUUACGACAUAUCGCUGCUGUAGCAGCCAUAUCUGAACUGUGAAGGUUGUUUUAAUUGGCAAAAUGGCAGAUAAAAGUUCCCAAAUGACUAGCCAUGAUCAUUCAAGCAUGGCACUAUCUUUUGAAGAACACGCCAAUAUACAGAUUUUACAAGCAAAAUCCUAUACUUCAAUGAAAUUUGAUUGCAGUACUAUUGAGCUAUGUAAAAUUCAACAUGUUGAGAAUGGCCCAUGGAGAUUUUAUCUCCAGUUUGAAAAGCAAAGGGCAUUGGUUGAUACAUUGAAUACCAAGCUUAAGGUGUUUUCAGAGUUUAAACAAACAACGACAACAUUAUUUAAAAGACCAAAGGUCGGAGAUCCUGUAGUUUGCAGAUCCAUUCACAGAUUUUACCGGGGAUUUGUACUGGGAACCAAAGAUCUCAAUGUAGACAUAUACUGUGUUGAUAGAGGAUUUACACUUACAAAGCAUUUAAGUGAUAUUUGGAAAUGCCCACAAGAUGCAUUGGAAAUACCGGUUUUAAUUUGCACAUGUUGCUUGUAUGGACUUCCUGACACUUCAGAUAAUGAGACAUCCGAGGUCUUUAAACGGCUAAUCAGUAGCCCUAGAGGUGAUUUUUUUGGUCAUGUUAUUAGUGACAAUCGUGAUAUUACAUUGGUAUCAUUGUUCACUAAUAAUAAGUCUGUAUUAGACUUGUUAACUAAUUAUGAACAAGCUACUGACAGUUUGAAAGUACCUGAAAACUUUCAAGCAGUGAUUGUCCAUGUCGAUGAAGAAACAGGUAUUAUAUAUAUGCAAGAAUGCAAAGCCAAAGAACAGUUGGCUAUUUUGCAUGAAGAACUUCAGACUCAACAUUCUAAGGCAUUAGAUCACAUUAAGAAAGGUCAACCUUGCCUUGCCCUUUUCUCUGGUGAUAAUCAAUGGUAUAGAGGAAUGAUUAAGGAUGCAGGAGAUCGCAUGACAGUAUUGUUUGUGGAUUUUGGUAACGAAGAACCAAUGGAUAUAAAUAAUAUGAGACAGUUGGACCUGAAGUACGUCAGACGUCUCCCAGCUCUGGCCAUUCCGUGUAUUCUGAACAAUGUUACAAAGAAACCAUUGAAGAUGGAUGAUUUGAGUAAGGUUAUUAAGGAAGAUAAAGUGAAUGUAGUGGUUGUGGGUGAGAGAACAGUGGAGCGUGAAGAAAUGAUGCUCAAGGUUUAUGUGGUAGAGCUGUAUUCUUUGGCUUCAGUGCCACUCAACAAGUUCUUCCCUCAAAUUGAACCAUCAGUCAAGGAAAAAACAAGUUGUAAUGUUCAGAGAGAAGAGACUACCAGCUCCAACCAAAGAGUAAAAUUCUGCCUACUAACAUCAGUAAAAUCUCUCGCUCACUUUUAUCUCGUACCUACUGAAAAUGAGAAAACAAUUCAGUAUAUUAAGAAGAUGAUGAAAGACAUUAGUGGUCGUAGCUCAUACCAAGAUAUUAAAAUACACACCGGAAUGCUGGUGGCUUAUCGUGAGAAGGAUCAGUGGCACCGGGCAGUUGUAGCUCACCGCCAGAAUUAUACACUCAAGUUAUUUCUGAUUGACUCCGGUGUGAAAACAACUGGGAAUAUUCAUAAGAUCAGAAGUAUCCCUGGUAUUAUAAGCGAGAUUCCUCCCCAGGCCUUAAAUUGCACCUUAGAUGAUAGCUACGAGAUGGAUGAUGCUGUUACUUGUAACCACUUAAAGCAAAUGCUUGGAAACAAAGUGCGUGUGACCUUCAUCUCGUGCACAGAUGACAAAUGGAAGGUAUCCUUCAGUUUACAAUUGCAGUGUCCAGUCCGUGAUGUAAACACUGCCUCAAAAGAUCAAGUUGAUGUUAAACAGAUACCACGUCAAGAAAGGGAGGCAGGAGGAUAUCUGUCUGAUAGCACGAGUGACGAUGGGUCGUCAGAAGUGAGCAGUGCAGCGGCUUCUACUGUGAGCGGGGAUAGUGACUCUGGAACGGAGUUCCAGAAGCCGUUGGAGAGGGAGAAUGCAGAACUUCGAAAACCUUUUCUCAAACUUGAGACAGAGCUAGAAGAAAGCCGGGAAAAUGAUAAACGAGAGAGGGAGCUAGACAAGGGGUUGACUUCGUCGAGGAGUGAAGCCCAUACACCUCUACAGACAGGGGCUGAACUAAGUGGUAAAAGCCAGAAGGAGUUGGAUCCCCAUCAUGAUGAAAUGUUAAAGGGAAGCCAGCAUCGUGAGAAGAGAGAGGAAAUGCCGGCAGACAAGGUUCCAAAAGUUGAUGAAAAGUUAAAUAAUUUGCAAAGAAAGCCCAAAAAAAAACACCAGUCCAGUAUACUGGUCACUACUACUACAGAGAAUACAGAGACGGAACUUAAUCAAUCGAGAUCAGAGGCGAAUCUGAGGGAGUUAAACAAAGUCAUCGAAGAUAAGAGAACUGCAUCAGAAACGGAGGAUGCAAAUCUCUAUAGACAGCUCCGUAAGUUACAAGAAGAGUUGAAUGGUGAAAGGUUAGAGAAAAAUAACAUGUUAUUAAAGAUUAACCAGGAAAUGAAGAACCUGAAAAGAGCUAAUGAGGAACACAUUCUGCUCCAGAGGUCUCUUGCUAUGGAAAAGGAAUUGAUUGUACGCUUACAGUCUGAAAUUGAGAAACUGAAGAUAAAUCAAGUACAGCAUACUUCAGAGCAAAGCAAGAUGAGCACGAUAAUCAACGAUAAGGAUAAUGAAAUACAUGUUCAAAAUAUGAAAAUUACUUUGUUCCUGCAACAAAUUGAUCAGCUUAGAAAUAAGCUUUCAGAUGAAAUAAGCAGGAGGGAUAAGAUUGCUCUUUCCUUAAAAGAAGAGUUAGAUAGUGUAAAGUUAGAAAAAAAUGAAAUUUUAUUAAGGACUAACCAGGAAAUAGACGACCUGAAGAGGUUUAAUGAGGAAAACACACUCCUCCAGAAUUCUCUGGCCUCUGAAAAGGAAUCUGUUUUACGCUUGAAGUCUGAAAUUGAGAAUCUGAAGAAGAGUGAACUGCUGCAUAUUUCAGAGCAAAUCAAGAUGCGCACAAUUAUAAAGGCUAAGGAUAAUGAAGUGAAGGAUAAAGAUAACCAAAUUACCUCGUUGCAACAACAAAUUGAUCGGCUUCAGACAGAAAAAAAUGAACAAGAAAAUUUAGUUAAUGCCGUUUCCCAGAUGAGAGAAAAGGUCUCAGAGUUCACAGAAGAAAUAAUGAAGAGGGAUCAGAAAAUUGUUUCAUUACAGAAAGAUUUAGAUUACGUCAAGAUAGAAAACAAUUAUAACUUAUUAAGAAUUACCCGCUUAAUGGAGGACAUGAAAAGAGUUGAUGAAGAAAACAAACUACUCCAGAACUCUCUGGCCUCUGAAAAGAAAUCGGUUUUACAGUUACAGUCUGAACUUACGAAUGUGAAGACGAGUCAACUGGAGCAUAUUUCUGAGCAAAGCACGAUAAUCAAAGAUAAGGAUAAUGAAAUACAGGUACAACAUAUGAAAAUUAAUUUGUUCCUGCAACAAAUUGAUCAGCUUAACAAUGAGCGUUCAGAGGAAACAAUCAGGAGGGAUAAGAUUGUUCUUUCAUUAAAAGAAGAGUUAGAUAGUGUGAAGUUAGAGAAAAAUGAUAUCUUAUUAAAGACUAACCAGGAAAUAAACGACCUGAAGAGGUUUAAUGAGGAAAACACACUGCUCCAGAAUUCUCUGGCCUCUGAAAUUGAGAAACUGAAGAUGAAUAAGGAUAAUGAAGUGAAGGAUAAAGAUAUCCAAAUUAACUUUUUGCAACAACAAAUUGAUCGACUUGAGAAAGAAAAAUCUGAACAGGAAAAUUUAGAGACCUGUACUGAGGUUUACCAGAUGAGAGAAAAAGUAUCAGAGCUUGAAAGGGAAAUACACCAGAGGGAUGAGAAUGCUCAUGCAUUACAGUCAGAGUUAGAUACUGUCAAGCUGGAGAAAAAGGAUAGCUUAUUAAGGAUUACACAGGUAAUGAAGGAUCUGGAAAAAGCUAAUGAGGAAAAUGAUAGCCUCCGGCAACAAAAUGAUCAGCUUCAAAAUACGCUUUCAGAGGAAACAAGCAGGAGGGAUAAGAUUGUUCUUUCCUUAAAAGAAGAGUUAGAUAGUGUGAAGUUAGAGAAAAAUGAAAUCUUAUUGAAGACUAACCAGGAAAUAAACGACCUGAAGAGGUUUAAUGAGGAAAACACACUGCUCCAGAAUUCUCUGGCCUCUGAAAAGGAAUCCGUUUCACACUUGAAGUCUGAAAUUGAGAAACUGAAGAUGAUGACUCAAGUGCAGUAUAUUUCACAGCAACGCACGAUGAUGACGAUAAUGGACGAUAAGGAUAAUAAAAUGAAGGAUAAAGAUAUCAAAAUUACCUUGUUGCAACAACACAUUGAUCGGCUUGAGAAAGAAAAAACGGAACAAGAAAAUUUGGAGUGUGAAAAAAGAUUAGCUAGUGAUAAUGAGGAUUUAAGAAAAACGAAACAAAUUCUUCGUGAUGAAAAUUUAAAGGUGUCUCAAGAAAAUAAAGAAUGUAUGCAAGACAAAGAAAAGUUAAGUGUCAAAUGGCAAGAGGUUGAGUUAGAGAAGGGCCAGAGUGAAGGAGUCCCACAGACAAACCAAGAAAAGGUCGCCAACCUUGCCAAGAUUCAGCCAUCACCGCAAGUCAUCACUCAGACAUUGAACGGUGAAGGAGUUUGUGCCGAUGAUGCCACAAGGAAAAUGAAGCCUGCUGAAAGUGCCGUGCAACCAGAUACACCUGCACAAGGUGCCGUGCAACCAGAUACACCUGCACAAGGUGCCGUGCAACCAGAUACACCUGCACAAGGUGCCGUACAACCAGAUACGCCUGCACAAAGUGCCGUACAACCAGAUACGCCUGCACAAAGUGCCGUGCAACCAGAUACGCCUGCACAAGGUGCCGUGCAACCAGAUACACCUGCACAAGGUGCCGUGCAACCAGAUACACCUGCACAAGGUGCCGUGCAACCAGAUACGCCUGCACAAAGUGCCGUACAACCAGAUACGCCUGCACAAGGUGCCGUGCAACCAGAUACGCCUGCACAAAGUGCCGUACAACCAGAUACGCCUGCACAAGGUGCCGUGCAACCAGAUACACCUGCACAAGGUGCCGUGCAACCAGAUACGCCUGCACAAAGUGCCGUACAACCAGAUACGCCUGCACAAGGUGUCGUACAACCAGAUACGCCUGCACAAAGUGCCGUACAACCAGAUACGCCUGCACAAGGUGCCGUGCAACCAGAUACGCCUGCACAAAGUGCCGUACAACCAGAUACGCCUGCACAAGGUGCCGUACAACCAGAUACACCUGCACAAGGUGCCGUGCAACCAGAUACACCUGCACAAGGUGCCGUGCAACCAGAUACGCCUGCACAAAGUGCCGUACAACCAGAUACGCCUGCACAAGGUGUCGUACAACCAGAUACGCCUGCACAAAGUGCCGUACAACCAGAUACGCCUGCACAAGGUGUCGUACAACCAGAUACGCCUGCACAAAGUGCCGUACAACCAGAUACGCCUGCACAAAGUGCCGUACAACCAGAUACGCCUACACAAGGUGUCGUACAACCAGAUACGCCUGCACAAAGUGCCGUGCAACCAGAUACGCCUGCACAAAGUGCCGUACAACCAGAUACGCCUGCACAAGGUGUCGUACAACCAGAUACGCCUGCACAAAGUGCCGUGCAACCAGAUACACCUGCACAAGGUGCCGUGCAACCAGAUACACCUGCACAAAGUGCCGUACAACCAGAUACGCCUACACAAGGUGCCGUACAACCAGAUACGCCUGCACAAGGUGCCGUACAACCAGAUAUGCCUACACAAGGUGCCGUACAACCAGAUACGCCUGCACAAGGUGCCGUACAACCAGAUAUGCCUACACAAGGUGCCGUGCAACCAGAUACGCCUGCACAAGGUGCCGUACAACCAGAUACACCUGCACAAGGUGCCGUACAACCAGAUACGCCUGCACAAAGUGCCGUGCAACCAGAUACGCCUACACAAAGUGCCGUGCAACCAGAUACGCCUACACAAAGUGCCGUGCAACCAGAUACGCCUGCACAAAGUGCCGUGCAACCAGAUACGCCUGCACAAAGUAACGUGCAACCAGAUACGCCUGCACAAAGUACCGUGCAACCAGAUACGCCUGCACAAAGUGCCGUGCAACCAGAUACGCCUGCACAAGGUGCCGUGCAACCAGAUAUGCCUACACAAGGUGCCGUGCAACCAGAUACGCCUGCACAAAGUGCCGUGCAACCAGAUACGCCUACACAAAGUGCCGUGCAACCAGAUACGCCUGCACAAAGUAACGUGCAACCAGAUACGCCUGCACAAAGUACCGUGCAACCAGAUACGCCUGCACAAAGUGCCGUGCAACCAGAUACGCCUGCACAAAGUACCGUGCAACCAGAUACGCCUGCACAAGGUGCCGUACAACCAGAUAUGCCUACACAAAGUACCGUGCAACCAGAUAUGCCUACACAAAGUGCCGUGCAACCAGAUACGCCUACACAAGGUGCCAUGCAACCAGAUACGCCUACACAAGGUGCCGUACAACCAGAUACACCUGCACAAGGUGCCGUACAACCAGAUACGCCUGCACAAGGUGCCGUGCAACCAGAUACGCCUACACAAGGUGCCGUACAACCAGAUACGCCUGCACAAGGUGCCGUACAACCAGAUACACCUGCACAAGGUGCCGUGCAACCAGAUACGCCUGCACAAGGUGCCGUGCAACCAGAUACGCCUACACAAGGUGCCGUGCAACCAGAUACGCCUGCACAAAGUGCCGUGCAACCAGAUACGCCUGCACAAAGUGCCGUGCAACCUGAUACGCCUACACAAGGUGCCGUGCAACCAGAUACGCCUGCACAAAGUACCGUGCAACCAGAUACGCCUGCACAAAGUACCGUGCAACCAGAUACGCCUGCACAAAGUGCCGUGCAACCAGAUACGCCUGCACAAAGUGCCGUGCAACCAGAUACGCCUGCACAAAGUGCCGUGCAACCAGAUACGCCUGCACAAAGUGCCGUGCAACCUGAUACGCCUACACAAAGUACCGUGCAGCCAGAUUCGUCUGCACAAAGUACCGUGCAACUAGAUAUGCCUGCACAAGGCGCCGUACAACCAGAUACGCCUGCACAAGGCGCCAUACAACCAGAUACGCCUGCACAAGGUGCCGUGCAACCAGAUUCGUCUGCACAAGGUGCCGUGCAACCAGAUACGUCUGCACAAGGUGCCGUGCAACCAGAUACGCCUGCACAAAGUACCGUGCAACCAGAUACGCCUUCACAAGGUGCCGUGCAACCAGAUACGCCUUCACAAGGUGCCGUGCAACCAGAUACGCCUGCACAAGGUGCCGUGCAACUAGAUAUGCCUGCACAAGGCGCCGUACAACCAGAUACGCCUGCACAAGGCGCCGUACAACCAGAUACGCCUGCACAAGGCGCCGUACAACCAGAUAUGCCUUCACACGGUGAAGUGCAACUAGAUACGUCUGCACAACGUGCCGCGACUCCUUGUGCCGUUCAACCAGAUACUCCUGCACAAAGUACCAUGCAACCAGAGGAGCCUGCACAAGCUGCCAUGCAACCAGAGGAGCCUGCACAAGCUGCCGUGCAUCCAGACACGCCUGCACAAGGUGCCGUGCAACCAGACACGCCUGCACAAGGUGCCGUGCAACCAGAUACGCUUACACAAGGUGCCGUGCAACACGACGCGUCUGCAGAAAGUUCUGCACCAAGAGGUGUGCCUGUAGGUGAUGAUCCUACAGGAACUGCCCGGACUGAAGGUUUUGAUGAUAGAGUAAUGUAGUAGUUUCAAGCUUAUGUUGCAGCUCUUGCAUUACUAGAUUAUGCUAAUGGACCCCGAUAAUAUUUAUACAUUUAACCAUUGGUCUCAUAUAUUUUUGGUUUCCUCCGGAAUCUCUUCUUUCCUUAAUUAAAGCAACAUUGAUGUAAUUACAGUUGAGUUACUCCUUGUCCUCAUCCCCAUCUGUUUAAUCUUUCCUAUCUCAGUACAUGGUAUCCUUUUGACAUUGCAACCGCUCUUACUUUGUUUUUGUAGUGACUGCGAUAUGAGGAUUGGGGUGUGUCAUCCAGUCCUACAGCUCUAUCUCAUUUGCAAAUAUCUUUGUAAUUGUAAUACUUCAUAUUUCGACUGGGUUUGUACAUUUAUAUAAACCUUUGGGGGUAUCCAGUACAAACACUAUGUGGUUUGUUUGGAAUAUACUUCACUCAAUGGUUUCUUUGGAAUAUACUUCACUCGAUGUUUUGUUUGGAAUAUACUUCACUCGAUGGUUUGUUUGGAAUAUACUUCACUCGAUGGUUUCUUUGGAAUAUACUUCACUCGAUGUUUUUUUUUUGGAAUAUACUUCACUAUGGUUUGUUUGGAAUAUACUUCACUAUAGUUUGUUUGGAAUAUACUUCACUGGACAGUUUGUUUGAAAUAUACUUGAAUUUAUGUUUUGUUUGGAAUAUACUUCAAUGGAUGGUUUGUUUGGAAUAUACUUCACUGGACAGUUUGUUUGGAAUAUACUUCAAUUUAUGUUUUGUUUGGAAUAUACUUCACUGGAUGGUUUGUUUGGAAUAUACUUCAAUGGAUGGUUUGUUUGGAAUAUACUUCAUUGGAUGGUUUGUUUGGAAUAUACUUCACUGGAUGGUUUGUUUGGAAUAUACUUCAAUGGAUGGUUUGUUUGGAAUAUACUUCACUGGAUGGUUUGUUUGGAAUAUACUUCACUGGAUGGUUUGUUUGGAAUAAAACUUCACUGGAUGGUUUGUUUGAACCCUAUCCUUCAAUGGUCUCUGUCAUCUGUAUUGAACCCUCUCUGCCCUUGACAAGUUUCCCAUUGAUUGGGUUGCCUCACUUUGUGAAAAAAAAAAAAAGAUUCCGUUCAACUGAUUCGAGUCUCUAACUCUGCUCUGUCUCCUGCCAGGUGGCCUUCUCUGGUCCUGUCAGUUUUUGUCAUCAUCACCGAUUGAUCAACGUCCAUUUCUUGCUUGGGGCAGUUCACUAUCUGUCUUGUUCUAGUUGGUAUGUAUCACUGGUACCUUUAAUUAUCUGCCUUGCCUCUGACUAUUUUGGCUACUACUGCAAAAGUCCUUGCCACAUUCUCCACUUUUUUUUUAAUCAUUUUGAUGUCUCUUUUUGCAUCCUGGGCAGUUUUCGUUUUCUCUAUUACAUUAAUCACUUUCCUGCACUGGUUCAUUCUCUUAAGUGCCUCUAUUUAGUCAUAAUGUUUGUUUAAAGGUUGAUACUCCUACUCAAUUUCGUUUUCAAAUUCUCUGGCAUGUUAUACUAUAUUUCCUAUCCUGUUUAAUUCCAUAAUUGCCUCAGUCAUUGUUUCUAUCACCAUCUACAUUCCUUCUGUCUUCACCUUAUUUGAUGCCUCGCUUCCUCUUUUUAGCUCAUAUAUCAUAAUUUUCUCCAUGGACCCAUCAUAUUUUUUUUUCUCGCAUGUCACUUAAGUCCUCACUAUGCCGUAAUUUUUUUAUUUUGCUUCUUACGAAUGUAUUUUUUCAUUUUUUGUUUUAAUUUUUCAUAUCAACUCCAGUGAACCUUUACCUCAGUUCUGUUCCUGUUUAUUAUUAUUAUUGCUGCUUAAUGUUAUUUUUAGCUUUAGAGAGUUCUGACCGCAUUUUAUUUACUGAACCUUGCCUCAGGUCAGGUCACUGCCACACCUAAGGAUGAUGGACGAUUUAUUCUUGUAGUAAAAACCUCAACAAUA
Messenger RNA from Procambarus clarkii (red swamp crayfish), 10005 nucleotides. The record is from RefSeq and is a predicted model, not a curated record. NCBI's taxonomy places the organism in Eukaryota, Metazoa, Arthropoda, Malacostraca, Decapoda, Cambaridae.